AUGUUAUUUGGAAACUUAAAGAAAUUGAUCCAAUACAGGCAAUUUAACUCAUUUCUACAUGACACGUACAAUCACAUCUCAAUUCCUGAGGCGUUACAAAAUAGUCAAUGUUAUUGCAACAAGGUGAAUGAUUUCUUACCGGAGGAACUAUCACUCGAUCAAGAAGCACCUCUCCCAAGAAGGAUACCUGUUUACAAGAGACACAUAGCACUCAUAUCCCCUCAUGGUGAUAAAGAAUGGCAAGUUAAAUGGGGAAAGAAUCUUAAAUUGAAUGAAACAUGGCCUUACAAUAGUUUGAAAUUUUUACAGGGGAAGUUGAACAUGAAUGGAACCCCCACUUUAUUAAGUGCCAUUUCCCUACAAAAGAGUGACAUACAAGGCUUAGCAAGGAGAAACAAUAAAGAUCUGACUUUCUUCUUGAGUAUUCCUGAAAUGAAAAUUUAUGAGGUGCAUGAGACUGAGUUAGAUAUGUUUGCCAACUUUUUAAAUGGAGAAUCCAACUGGGCGCCAGAAAAAACUAAGGAAACUAAGAAGGAUUGGUUAUUCAUAUGUGGUCACAUGCAACGUGACGAAAGAUGUGGGAUAGUUGGCCCAGCUAUACUUGAGGAGCUGAAAAAGAAUCAUUUAUGUCCCGAGAAUAAUAUGGCACUUAUUUCUCAUAUUGGUGGGCAUAAAUUUGCUGGAAAUAUUAUAGUAUAUAAACAAGUGCAGAAGACCGAUCAAAAAAGUGGUAAUGUUGAUAGAAAACUCGUUGAUUGUCUAUGGUUCAGUAAGGUCUUCCCAACUAACAUCUCAAUGGUAUGUGAGAAUCUAAGAAAGAACGUCAUCAUUGAAGAAUUGUAUCGUGGUGGUACUGAGUUGAUCUCUGACUAA
Messenger RNA from Naumovozyma castellii, 873 nucleotides. It is a transcript of the gene AIM32, whose product is annotated as Aim32p. NCBI's taxonomy places the organism in Eukaryota, Fungi, Ascomycota, Saccharomycetes, Saccharomycetales, Saccharomycetaceae. The transcript has a single exon. The record is from RefSeq and is a predicted model, not a curated record. The coding region runs from base 1 to 873 and encodes 290 amino acids.